UAAAAAUUUUUUGUGAAAACAUUUUAUAUUUAGAAUUAUUUUACUUUUAGUUAGCUGAAGUUACCCGUCAUCCUUGGGUUACAGCUGGUAGCAAGACUGAAUUAGAAUUGGAAUUGCCAAUGAAGGAAGCUGUUCAGACCCAUAUCAUACCAUCUGUUGAUGAUUUGGAUCCUGAUGUCUUAUCCAGUAUGACAUCUUUAGGAUGCUUUAAAGAAAAGGAUAAAUUAAUUCAAGAACUACUUAGUACAUGCCACAAUACAGAAAAAGUGAUUUAUUUCCUAUUGUUAGAUAGGAAAAGAAGACGACCUUGUUAUGAGGAUGAAACAGAUUUAAUAUUUCGAAAUCGCUCAGAAUCAGUUGAUCCUCCAAGAAAAAGGGUUGAUACAUGCCAGUUAAAUGGCAGAUCUGGACCAAGGUAUAGUUAAGAAUAGAUAUUUGUGCAAGUUUAAUUUUAGAAAAGUAAACAUUUUUAUAAACAGAUUUUAUUUUAAAUUGAAAAAUAUUAAUUAUUAUACAU
Molecule: messenger RNA, 517 nt
Organism: Centruroides sculpturatus (bark scorpion)
Lineage: Eukaryota; Metazoa; Arthropoda; Arachnida; Scorpiones; Buthidae
Product: serine/threonine kinase SAD-1-like
Exons: 5
Coding region: 120-425 (101 amino acids)
Source: RefSeq, a predicted model, not a curated record